Tricharina praecox is the source of this 1725-nucleotide messenger RNA. RefSeq lists its product as uncharacterized. The record is from RefSeq and is a predicted model, not a curated record. Lineage: Eukaryota; Fungi; Ascomycota; Pezizomycetes; Pezizales; Pyronemataceae. The transcript has a single exon. The coding region runs from base 157 to 1536 and encodes 459 amino acids.
AGGAGAGGACAUAACUCGCUGUCCUCGUCCUCCUUUCAUUUCAUUUCUUUUCUUUUCACCUGUCUGUGAAUUGAGUUUGUGAUUUUUUUCUUCUUUUCUUCAGAAGCUGGACUUCUUUUUACUACUACUAUAAUCUGCGCGGGUUACUCGGUCACAAUGGAACACUCACACUCACCCCCACCACCCCCACCACCGCCAGCCUACUACGAAGAAGCACUGGAACCGUUCCUACCUCGCGAUACGACGGGCGCACAAGCGAAGGAGCGGACAACACUAAAUCCGAGGACGAAAAUCUUCGCCGCUCUCGGCGGGCUAACAGCUAUACUCACACUGCUCUUCUUCUUCCUCCCACCAACCACACUGCUGGGCGCACACCACGUCCAGGACCGGAGCAAUGCAACCCUGCACCCAAUCCCCGUGGCGGGCGCGGUCGUGGGCGCAGACAACUGGACACUCCCGCUCCCUCCGCUACCACUGACGCCGUACGCAAUGGCGCUCACCUGCAUGGCAGUGCAGCACCGCGGUAGCGGUGCUGGACACACACACGCACACCGGGAGUACUACUCGGUCGACGAGUCAUUCGUGGACCCAGCGGCAACGACGGGGGAGGAGGAGCGGGUGCUGACGUACUCACUCGCGACCACCACCUCGGUCGUGGGACUGGCCGAGUCGCUGCUCGAAGUGUUCACAUCCUACGGCCUCGCCGCGAGCGAGGGCCGGCGAUUCGUCCUCGACGAUGCUGACUGGGCCUGGGGGCGCUGGCGAGAUUACUUUAUCAGCGGUUCGCUGGCCGCGGACGGUGCGGGCCGGGAAGGGGCACUGCCGUGCCCAAGGAGUGCGAGCAGCCUUGUCGUCGCCCACGCGACCCGGGGGUGGGCGUUUGGGCAUGCCUUCACGGAGCACUUUGAGCUCGCCCGGGAGCGGGGGAGUCGCCGGCAGCAGCGGGUGUUCGCCCUGGCGCGGAGCGGGUGCGAGGCGCUGCUGAGCGUGCGGCCGGCGCUGGCUAAGAGGGUGCGCAGGAGGGUGGCGGAGUUGAGGGGGCGGGCGGGGGACGGCGCGUGGGUGGUUAUUCAGGCGAGAAGGGGGGACUAUAAACCCCGCACGUGGGAGUGGGUCAAGGGCGAGGGCGUGCAGUUGGAUGUGCUCGCGGAUGUGGCGGCCGAGAUGAGUGAGGGCCACGGGAGGGUGCUGGUGAUGAGUGAUGAUCUGGCGGUGGUGAAGGCGCCGGAGCUGGCGGGGAGCUUGCCGGCUGUGGAGGGUGGGAAGGGGUUGAUAGAGAGAGGGUACACGAGGAGUGAAUUGUUGAAGCUGGGAACGAUAGAGAGGAGACAUGUGGCUGAGAGGUGGCUGGAGGAUAUAUUGGUGGUGAAGGAGUUGGUGGGUGCUGGGGGAGCGGACGAGGGCGGCGUGGUCUGCGGAGGCGCCAGUGCCACCUGUAGGCUGCUCGCGGUCAUCGUCGGGUGGGAGAUGAGUGUUGUCAACGAGAGGUGGAGGGAUGUGGACGGAGGGAUCGGGUGGAGCGGGGUUAAUUGGUGAUGGAAUGAUGCGAACAUGACACGAACGGGGACGAUAAUACGAUUGAUAGUGAUUGAACAUGAACUUCGUCCACGUAUUUGGUAGUGGUACGGACAAUCCUGACACUAGGUAGUCGAUGUGGCGGACUUAUGUACUCUACGAGCGGGACGAAGGGCAAGAGAUGGCGCUGCUGAAGGGUGUAACGGAUCG